AUGGCUGCUUUUCUACGAAGUAACGAAGUCGAAAUAGAAAGAACAGGCGUUAGUGCUAAUGUUCCAUACAAUGACGUCGCACGUCUCAUGUAUUAUUUGCAUUGUGCUUGUACAUCAAUCGACUGCAAUGAUGAUGCAGCAAUUCAACGUUUUACAAAUUACCAAAACUGGUCGUAUCUGUCGCUAGAUGAGAAAAAAGCACUCGUCGUCUUAUGCUAUUCAUUCAGUCCAGAUGUGUUGGACAAUAAAGUUUUCUUUCAAAGUGAUGAAUUGUGUGGUAACAGUACAAAUCAAUUCUACAAAAUAAGUCAACUUAGGCACGAAAUCUUAGCUUCAGAAUCCAUCGUCAUCGCUGGACGAACUCGUCAAGUCAAUAAGAUCAUGACAUAUAAGAUGCAAUGGAUGACAACAUAUUAUAUUGAGCCAAUGAGACGACUUCUAGCACAAUUCGAGAGUCAAUCACGAGCUCCUGCUAUAACUUACACUCCGACUUACAGUGCACCUAGUUCUCGUCCACCUGUCAUACGUCAACCGAUCAAGAAAAGUUCCAAAUGUAGCUGUAAAUGUGUCGUUGGUUUUAUUUGUUGUAUCAUCGUUACUAUUAUUAUUAUUUCUGCGAUUGUUUCUGUAACAAAGAAAUAA
Rotaria socialis is the source of this 642-nucleotide messenger RNA. NCBI's taxonomy places the organism in Eukaryota, Metazoa, Rotifera, Eurotatoria, Philodinida, Philodinidae. The record is from the annotation of a GenBank genome assembly.